Cryphonectria parasitica EP155 is the source of this 1113-nucleotide messenger RNA. Its product is annotated as mitochondrial carrier. The transcript has 7 exons. The record is from RefSeq and is a predicted model, not a curated record. Bases 1 to 1113 code for a protein of 370 amino acids. NCBI's taxonomy places the organism in Eukaryota, Fungi, Ascomycota, Sordariomycetes, Diaporthales, Cryphonectriaceae.
AUGUCCCCCGCAGCAGCAGCAGCCGGGGCAGCCGGGACGGAAACGCCGCCCAAGACGCCGCCUCCGGACACGGAAGAGACGCCACUGCUCGCAUCACAGGCCGACGAGGACCGCGACGAGCAUCAAGAGGCUGCCCUGCUCGAGCCGCCCCAGAACGAGACCAGGCGCACCAAGAGCUGGUGGUUCUGGCGGAUCCUGUGGGCCGUGGUGGCGGCGUUGAUACUCGCUGUCUUUAUCAAAGGUUGGGUGGACGCGAAGGAUGUGGACUUUGACCUGAAAGGCGCUCUGAUGAAGGCGCUUGGUGGUGGUCUGAGUGGUGCCGCUGCGAUGCUGUUGCAGGUCUUGCUCUUGAUGUGGAUUCGUACAAUCAUGAACUACCAAUACCGCCAUGGCUCUUCUCUCACCACAGCGACCAAGACCCUGUACGCAGAGGGUGGCAUCCGCCGCUUUUACCAGGGCACAGGCUGGGCCCUCAUCCAAGGCCCAGUCUCCAGGUUCGGCGACACCGCCGCCAACGCCGGCAUUCUGGCCCUGCUCCAGUCCAAUGGCUAUCUUCGCCAGCUGCCUACAGUCAUCCAGACCAUCUUUGCCUCCCUGUGCGCCGCCGCAUUCCGCAUGAUCCUCACCCCGAUCGACACCAUGAAGACCACCAUGCAGGCCCAGGGUGCACGCGGCACAGCCUUGCUCAGGAGGCGCGUCAAGGAGAACGGUAUCGGUAGCCUGUGGUGGGGUGCCUUUGCCACUGCGGCGGCCACGUUUGUGGGACAUUAUCCUUGGUUCGCAACGUACAACUUCCUGUCAGAGGCCAUCGCGGAGCCGCCGAAGCACCCGCUCAUCGUCUGGCUCGCCCGCCUCGCCCUCAUCGGUUUCUGCGCCUCGGUCGUGUCCGACUCUGUCUCGAACUCGCUGCGGGUGAUCAAGACAUACCGUCAGGUGAACGACACCCAGGUCUCAUACACCGAGGCCGCCCGUCUUGUUGUCCUACAGGACGGCAUUUUGGGCUUGUUUGGUCGUGGCCUCAAGACACGCAUCAUUGCGAAUGGGCUGCAGGGCAUCCUGUUCUCUAUACUUUGGAAGCUCUUCCUUGAUCUAUGGGACAACAGGACUUCUUGA